CAGAUUGACACGAACUUCCACCUGCAUUGUACUUCUCUUCAAGAAAUACCCGACCUUCCGUGACACUUCAACAACGCCCGCCUAUCUUGAAUACGUCCACACAAACCAGAUCCAAAUCGUCGAGAGUGAAAUAGAAAUCGAUUACUCUUUCGCUUGCGCCACCCGGUGUUCGAUACCCCAAAAGUGUGAUACCGAUCGAGGAUCUCGGGCCACAGCAAAGCGCCCGUUGCAUGGUUUUACGUCUCGCAAAACUGCCCAAUGGUGGCUACCCCUUUAGCGACGCCUUCACUCAGCGCGGUCGCGAAACCAGUCGAAUGAAUGCCACCCCUAAACCCAUUCCUGAGCGCCUUCUCCAAGAGCCCCAUCCUCGCCCAGUGCCUGCCGCCCCAACAGCACAUCCUCCUCGUCCCCACCGCCGAUGUCCUUCUUAACUCCCGCGACACCGAGACGGGCGCGCCCCUGCUGGUCUCCAUAGCGUCCGACGACUUCCUUGCAAGCCACGUGUUGCGCAUACCUGUCCCGAAAGCACCAGGGACCGCCGGGAAGGAUGCCGCGGCGCAGAAUCCCCGCGAGAUGCGGGGGAAACCCAAGAUGUACUCCACCUUCAACGGCAGGAGUCUUGUCAUCAAGGACAAUUCCAUCUACACCAACAAGGGUUUCAAGUCGCUCAUCCAGGCCAACUUGCUCCACGAUGCCAUCUGGUACCCCGACACCCUCGAUCCUCGGUCGUUCUUGAUUUACUACAUCUCGCGCCCGCUCGUUGGGUCAUGGGAGGAAGUCCGGGUGCCGCCGGCUGUGUUGCCACCUGCUCGGGAAGGCGAGAAUCGUUUGGUCAAGGCACUGGCGGACGCCCGAGAGCAGCCCGCCGGAUCGCUGAGGAAGAAAGAUAUCAAAACCUUCCAUGAGCUUCUCAACCAUUUCCCGUCCAUCGCCAAGCAGAUGCAAGCGGGCUUGGAGAAGCUGUUCCGCGAGUUUACUGAGGUGUUUGAGCGGCCAUUGCCUCCGCCGCCUUCCGCGAGCGAUAUUCCGGAUCCCGAGCCCGAUGGGCCGAUAAUGACCGCAUUGAGGAGAGCGAGGUCAAACAGUGACGUGGCUCAAAGGACUGGUAACGGGGUCAUUGGGAGUCAAGUACCCGAGACUUGGCAAGACGAUGAGACCGCCAUGAGGACUGCUCUGGAGACGGCUGUUACCGCUGCUAUUGACCUAUUUCAAACCGUCGACAGACAACAGCUUUCGCUGCUGGGCGCGACGACGGAUUUGACGGGACCGCUUGUCGAGCGGCUGAUUGAGCGCUACAUCGCCGAGAACGUGCACCAUAUGCUGUUCCCCCGCCUCGCUGUGCUUAGGAGGCAGGAAGAUCUGGAGUUGGAAGCCAAAAUCAGGCAAAUGGACUUCAUCGACAUCUCGCAGUUGGGCAUCGUCAUUGAUGGAGGCAACCGUGCCAAACGCGACGUCGUCAGCAGGCUAGGGCGGGCCGUCGAGGAGUUCAGGAAGAUGCCGAACGCCAGCUGUCCGCAGGAAAUGAUGGAGAUCCUGCUUUCAACGACCAAGGCGGCCACCCAGCUCACGGAUGGGCCGCAACCGGGGGACACGCCUGGGACAGCGUCUGAGAAACCGGUCAUGACCAUCAACGCCGACACUCUGGUGUCUCUGCUACUCUACGUCGUGAUAAAAGCACAGAUCAAGCAUCUGCAGGCGAGGUUAAGCUACAUUCAGGGCUUCAUCUUCAUUGAUGACGUCGAGAGCGGCGAGAUGGGAUACGCCCUUAGCACGUUCGAGGCAGUGCUGUCAUACCUGGACCGCGAUUCCGGGGGGCUGAGGCGAGCGAGCUGGCGAAAUCGAGCGCUGUGGGAUGCUGUAUCCAAAGGCGACUUGCCAGAACUACGAAGGAUUAUGGAGCCGGACGAGGAAGCCAUCGAGGAUGACGGGGGCGUGCUCGGGCCAACUCACUCUCGGACGCAGUCGUCCAGCGGUUGGAGCUUCACCAACGGGACCUCAAGACGGUCGUCGUUGAGCUUUACUCUAUCGGAGAGUUUCUCUUUGGGGUCAGGCCUAAGCCAUGUGUUUCCUUUCCAGAAUGGGACGGACACAGCGGACAGAAGCAUUCCUCCCCCGAAACGCACCAAAAAGGUGGCCAUGGACACCAGAAGCAUGUCGAGCUCGUCUGAGAUAUCUUUCCGCUCGAUGCCCAUGAGCAUCGGCACAUUGAGUGGUAUCGAAGGCGAUACGUCCAUUGAGCGCCUCUCUCAAACGCAAGAUGCGUUUGGGGAGUCGGUCAUCAUGAUGGCCAUCCAAAACAGGCAGCCGGAAGCUUUGAAGUAUCUGCUGUCCUUGAGACAGUACUACUCCGCUGAAGUCAUACUAGGCGACCAGAAUAACGAAGGGACAACCCUAUUCAGCGCGGCUGUGCAGCUGGGAGACGAGACCAUCGUCAACACCAUCCUCGACUUCCUGCUGGAGGCUGCAGACGACAAUCGACUUCGAGACUACCUCGCGAUCCAAGACAUUUGGGCUAGGAGCGCCGCCCACUACAUGUUUCACGCCCCCUUUCUAAUACAGCACAUAGGCAGGCUUCUGCCGUGGCGGCAAAAAGACAAGAACGGGCAGACGCCGUUAUUUGCCCUGUGCCGAUCAUACGACCACCCGAACUAUGCCACCAUGGUCUCUGAGGCGCUGGAUGCGGCCACCAAGACUCAGGGGGACGGCCAGCCGCUGCAUUUGGAUAACCAUGUGGAUGUUAAGGGGAACACGCUGUUGCACAUUGUUAACGAUGCGAAGUUGGCCAUGACGAUCCUCCAGCGGUGCGACGUCGACGUUAACGCAACAAACGAUAAGAAGUUCACAGCCCUGAUGCUGGCCAGCAAGUACGGCCGCUUUGACAUGGUCCGGACGCUGUUUGGCGACCCCCGCGUCGACACCGCAGCCAAGGAGCUUCGGGGGUUGACGGCCGUCGAGCUGGCCAAGGACGACGAGGUGCGGAACAAGAUCGACGACCUGACGCUGUUUUCUCAGAUGCCUAGCAUGGAUUCCCGGACCACCGGAGUUGUCCGCGCCUACUUUGUCGAGGACGCGUCGGUCCGCUUCGUGCUCAAGUCGGGUGCGCCGGUGGACAAGCAGAGCUUCGCGGUCACGACUUGCCGGCGGUCGCUUUCUGACUUUGAGCAUCUGGCCAGGCUGCUACAGAUGGAGAACCCGGCAUCGUGGAUACCCUCGCUGGCGGACCUGCGCUCGCCGACCCAAAUCCCGUCGCGGCCCAGUCGGGCCGUGCUGAGGGACCUUCAGGUCAAGAUGGACUGGUUUUUGAGAGUGCUGCUGCAGCACCCGACGUUUGCCACGCACGAGAUGCUGUGGGAGUUCUUUCUGGUGCCCGACCUGCAGCUGCAGACGAUGGCGGAACGGAGCAAGCUCAAGGCGGACGCGCUGAUGGAGAAGGUGCACGACGAGUUCGAGCCGGUCGAAGACCUGCGCGAGGUUGAACAAUUUAUCGAUCAUGCGCGAGACAUGGUGCGGAGCGUGCAUUUCUCUACGAGGAGUGUCGCGCGGCGGGCGAAUGUCGUCGCCAACGUGGUCGCGGACCUUCACGAGUCCUCAACCCUCCUCUCCCGCACCCUUUCUACGCUUAGCUUCCUCCCCGCCCCCCACACAACCGCCUUCGCAACUUACGUCCGCGCCCUCGCGCCAUCGCACUCCUCGCCACUCGCAGCCUUCUUCACAAUUUUCCUGACUCUCUACUCCAACGUCGAGUCCGUCCUGAAAGCCCUCGCACGCCCGCCGCAGACCAUCGCCAAGAUACUCGCCGUUCGCCGCGACGUGGAGCGGAGCUACAAUUCGCUCUCGCGCGCUUCGCGCUGGCCGCUGGGGCUGAGCCUGCCCGUCUUGGACGAGACGAGGCAGCGGAUGAACGAGGAGCGGGAGGAGAAGGCUAGAAAGAGCGAAGGCGAAGCGGAAAAGUUGGCGAGGGAACUGAGGUAUGCGCAGCAGACCGUGGCGGGGGAGCUGGCGGGGUGGAGGGAGAUGCAUGAGCGCAUUGGGAGGAGGGCCGUCAGGGAGCUCGCGAGGGGGAUGGUGAUUGCUGAGAGGUGUCGUUUGGAGGGGAUGGUCAGGGCUUUGAGGGCUGUUAGGGAGAGUGUGGAUGGGUCUGGGUCUGGGUCUGGUGUUGGGGAGAAGGGGGUUGUUGGUGGUGGUAACGCGAAGGCUGUAGAGGUGGGUGGUCGCUUCUCUUCCUCGUCUUCUGCCCCUUUCUCCUCGGCCUCUUCUUCACCGCUUGUUAAUGGGGCCCAUGGUAAUGGUGAGCAGGUGGGGGAGGAGAGCGGGGUUUGGUGACCGACGGGCCGACCUGGGCGGUGCAGUGGCGAGGUGGAAUGUGGGGACGGACGGAUUGUGAAAGGCGGUGACGCGCCGGGGCGACGGACGCGUUUGGAGGGGUGGAGAGUCGAGACCGCCUUCGGACCCGGAGCUUGCCCGGGGUUACAUCGCCGGGUUGACCAAGUAUGCGUGUACACCGCAGGCUGAAAGAACUUCACUUGUUGCGUUAUUUUUUUCUCUUCUUGAUUCUCCAUGGCGGUGAAGGGUGGAUAGGAUACCCCUGGGCAGUAGAGGUACAUGGACAAUCAAUGCAUUGCCGGUGUACACUGUCUUCGCUUCCAAGAUCUUUGAAGUGGAGGGCGAGAGUUUAGACAUGUAGCAGACUGGUUUGAUCCAAAGUGUUGGUUGAGAUGUUGCGGCAUCGGACGUCUGGGAAUAUUCGGUGACAAGUUACGAGUCCUCCGCAGAAUAGAACAAUGUCUCUAUCGGCCCUC
Messenger RNA from Parathielavia appendiculata, 4799 nucleotides. RefSeq lists its product as uncharacterized. The transcript is spliced from 3 exons. Gene Ontology annotation, molecular function: guanyl-nucleotide exchange factor activity; SNARE binding; phosphatidylinositol binding. Gene Ontology annotation, biological process: early endosome to late endosome transport. NCBI's taxonomy places the organism in Eukaryota, Fungi, Ascomycota, Sordariomycetes, Sordariales, Chaetomiaceae. Bases 319 to 4323 code for a protein of 1334 amino acids. The record is from RefSeq and is a predicted model, not a curated record. Gene Ontology annotation, cellular component: early endosome; plasma membrane; tubular endosome.